AAGCGCCACGCCGACAAAAAGCAAAUCUCAUUUAGUUUCCAGCGCUGCUGGCAAAAGAAAAAGAAAUUAAAUUGUUACAAAAGGCCGUAAUGCUAGUGAAAAGAAGCUAAACAAUCUAGCCACGCGACAGAAGGCUUUUCCGCGUGUGUGUGUGCGUGUGUGUCUGUUGCGCCUGUGUGCUUGUAUGUGCGUGUGUUUACCUGGCUUAUCCCGAAAGAAAAAACCCAAACGUAAAAAGUGAACUGGAAAAGUCGACAAAGUCUGCCUGCGUGCCAUUUUUCAACUCUACUUUCGUGUGGAAUAACUUAAGACGACGCUAUGGCGUCUACUAGCAAUCUGGUGGAUGUGGUGCGCCACUACCAGCGAAGCAUAGAGAAGCAUGGCGAAGACGAAAAUCGGCUGCUGCACUGCAUCACCAAGCUGUUUAAUCUGCCAAUCAAAUUCGAGCACCUGCAGGAGACCGGAAUUGGCAAGACUGUGAAUGCACUGCGAAAGAUAAAUGGCGAAGUUGGUGUGGCGGCCAAGACUCUGGUAUCCAAGUGGAAGGCCAUGGUGGCCGCGGAGGAGGAGCCCUCGGUCGCCACGCCGACAACCAGCCACAACGAAGAGGAUUCGGGCAAGUCCAAGUCCAGCGACGAGGAGAACAAGGGCAGCAACUCAUCCAGCGGUGAGGAUCAUCACAACAGCAGGCACAAGUCAAAGCACGCCAAGAGCUCAAAGCAUGAGCGAAGCAGCAGCAGCAAAAGUCACUCCAAAAGCAAGUCCGAUUCGGAUAAGAAGCACAAGAGCAGUCACCACGACAAGUCCAAGGAAAAGGACAAAGACAAGGAGAAGGAGAAGGAGAGCCACAAGGUGACCAAGGAGCAUAGAGAGAAAAAGACCAAUGGAGAGCACAAGUCAAAGGAUUCCAGCAAAUCAAGCAGUAGUCACAAAAGCAGCAAGUCCGAGGGUUCCAAAAGCGAGCACAGCAAAAGCAAACAAGAAAAGGAGAAGUCUUCGCAAAGCGAACAAAAGCCAGCCAAAGACAAGUCGAGCAAACACAAGUCGUCGUCCUCCAAGUCAUCCAAGCGCUCUCACAGUCCAUCACACCCCGAAGAGGAGGCGCAAAAGGCCAAGCUACCAAAAACUAAACCGAAAUCCGAGGAAGACUCCGCCGAUGGCUUCGACUCCAGCAUGGGUGCCAACUUUGAUGACGUUCUCGGUCUGCUUAACAUGCCCAUGAGCAACAAAAAAGGAAGUGGCAGCAAGAGCAAGUUCCCCUCAAAACCAGUCACAGCCGCUACCUCGUCCUUUGCGACACCUACUGCAUCUGUAUCAUCCAGGGAAACUUUCACCUCCAGCAAUCGACCAACCUCCACGAGGAAACCCGAGCUACUGGCACCCACAGCCAAACUGGAGCCAUUGGAUCCAAACAUUGCGCUGGAACUACCCACCAUUUCCAACAACUACAAGCCUUUGCCGUUAAAUCAGACAGUGAUGGACGUGGUCUUUAAUCAGGGAGGUUCGCAGAAAAGCCAAGCUUCACGUUACUUUAAUGAGUCGGAAGCUCUGGCUCAGGGUAUCUCCUCCAAAACCAUGCGCACCAAGAUCUAUUCUGGCGUGAGAACUGGACAAAUUCUGCAGGUUCCAUCGCUCUUUGAUUUGUGCACGCGCGUGCUUCAAAAGAAUAUUGAUGCUUUGGAGUACACGGGUGGCGUUCCCUUUGAAGUCCUUCGACCUGUCUUGGAACGCGCCACGCCCCAGCAGCUGUUGAACUUCGAGGAAUACAAUCCCUACUUGAUGGACGACAGCGAUGUCCUAUGGCAGCAGCAUGUCCAGCGUCACUGUCGCAGUCAGCGGCGCGAGGAAAUGGAAACGUGGCGCGAGAUGUUCCUGCGCUGCCAAGAGGAGAAGGAUCGCAAGCUCAGCAUCCUGGCCGAGAGCAUAAAGGCGUCGCAGAAGAUCAGCGAGGCACCCGUGCGCAAGACUCAGCUGGCCUUCGUGGACUCGAUGGUAAAGCCGCCGCGCAGUGUGCAGCGCAAGCAGGAGCAAUACGGCACCAAUCGCAAGCUCAUUGCCACUCCAGCUGCCAGAGUGGCCUCCCUGUCCAGCGUGACACCGAACGCCGCCAAGGUGGGCGAUGCCCGGCUGCGCGUGCUGGCCGCCACCAGAGACACAGCUCAAGUCGGCGCCGGUCCAGCGCGGUCCAAAAAAGCACCACUCAUGGCCAAAACCCUGCAAUUCAUGCGCGGUCGUCACAAAAGAUAGAUGCGUUAACUCGUUGUAGCUACAAUCUUAUACUCAAUUUGUUUAGCGUCAACUUAAGCAGCAGCAGCAGAUGCAGCAACCCAGAUCUAUAAGGCGUUCACAGUGGGAUUAACUCCCAACUGAUUUGGCAGAGACUUUCGGUUCUGUAAAACAAGACACUGUGAUACUAGACCUUUUGUUACCCAGUGCGCCACGGAAACCGACUGCUGCUGUCUGCAUGCGUACCACAUGCAUGCUAUUUAUUAUUUAUUCAUGUUCUGCCCCCCAUUUCAUUAUACUGUAAUAGUUAGUAAGAGUAAGUCAACCGAAUAACGAUUGUUAGUCGAAUAAGAUUACGUUCUUGUUUCACCCUGCCGGAUCGUCAACGCGCUCAGAAAAAUGAGUUGCGGAAUUGGGUUAUUUUUUGGUUGACAGUUGUUCGAAUGAUCGAUUGCAAGUAACUUAAGAUCAGAUGGUUGCUGAUCACUCCAACCUUAAUUUUAAGCUAAUUUCAAUGUUCUUUGUCCCAGAGGGCUGUGCGACUGUCCAAAAUCAUAGAGGUUCCAAGCAAAUAAAUUGUAUAUAAGUAUAUGUUACAUAAAAUCCUAAACCCAAUCCUAUUUCGAACUACCUUAAUUAUUGAACAGUUAUGUCUUUAAAUGCAUCGCUCACUAAAUCCAAUAAAAAGAUUUCAUUUUUAUUCUUUUAUGUUUAGUUGUAUUUAGUUAUUAAAAUGUUUGAGUUUUGGUGAAAUAUCUUAUUGUUUAAUGAAAAAAAAUUUACAUCAACUGCACCGUCUUGUUUGUUAUCAUCCUAGUUUGUUAAGUGAAAAAAAUUGUGGAAAUGCGAUUAAUCUGAACUCCAAUACUCGUCUUACUUUAAAUAUUUACAAUCUUUGUAGACCUUUAGUAAAAAUAAGUCAUUAAACGUCAAAUUCGCAUUUUCGAAGGCUUGUUUAGCUGUGACCGAUAAGCGAUGCAGGUGAAGGCAUUACACUGUAAUCAAAAUCGUUUUAUUCCAGCUUACGGAAGCAAAGCCAGGAAGCUAUCAAAGAGCAGACUCUUGUUUGAAGACAUCACCGAUUGUUAGAGAUUGAGGCAAUUAAUAUAGAUGUAGAGAAAGGUACAGACAAGCAAAGGAGUUGUUUCACACGAUAGUAACAGUAAUAUUAUACAGACUUAUUACAAAUAAAUUAUUUUCAAACAUAAA
This is a messenger RNA of Drosophila ficusphila, 3435 nucleotides long. It is a transcript of the gene EloA, whose product is annotated as transcription elongation factor B polypeptide 3. Gene Ontology annotation, biological process: transcription elongation by RNA polymerase II. Gene Ontology annotation, cellular component: elongin complex; nucleus. The record is from RefSeq and is a predicted model, not a curated record. Lineage: Eukaryota; Metazoa; Arthropoda; Insecta; Diptera; Drosophilidae. The transcript has 8 exons. Bases 319 to 2247 code for a protein of 642 amino acids.